CGCCGCCGUGGCGCGGCCCCUUUAAGAGCCGGCGGGCCUCCGGUAGCUGAAGGUCAUUACACACAAAAGCGCUCCGCCGCGGUCCAAUAUAGCGCAUGCGCCCUGCCCGGGGACUGGCGGGGAGACGGCAACAUGGCGAGGGUGCCUGGCCGCGGGGACUGGGGCGCCGCCGCGGCCGCCGCCGAGGACAAUGGGGAGCGGGCCGAGCGCGAGCGCCGCGCGCGGGGCCGGGGGCGCCGCCGGGGCCGCCCGCACGACUGCAGCGCGGGCGAGGAGGAGGAGGAGGAGGAGGAGGAGGAGGAGGAGGAGGAGGAGGACGCGAUCCAGGAGGUGCAGAUAACGGGGGACGAGGAGGAGGAGGAGGAGGACGGAGGCGGGGGGCUGGACGAGGACGAGGACGAGGACGAGGACGAGGAGGACGACGAGGAGGAGGAGAUGGGGCUGGACUGGGAUGAGCGCCUGGAGCCCGAGGACUCGGCCGGGGAGGAGCUGGAGCCGGAGGAGCCGGAGCCGGUCCGCAGGAUCGAUAUGGACCCGGGCGCCGCGCUGCUGGAGGAGCCCGAGGCGCCGCCGCCGCCGCCGCCGCCGCGGCUGCUGCCCCCGGCGCCCCGCGCGCCCCCCGGGGCCGCCCCCGAGCCCGACCCCCCCGACGGGCCGCCGCCGCCGCCGCCGCGCCCCGAGCGCGCCCGGCUGAGCGAGAACACGCGGCUGGCCACCCGCUACGCCGUGCGCAUCUUCCGCGAGUACCUGAGCGAGAAGGCGCACAGCCCCGACUUCGAGAGCAUGGACAAGGCGGCGCUGUGCCGCGCGCUGCGCUCCUUCUACGCCGAGGCGCGCUCCAAGAGCGGCCAGCUCUACAGCAAGUCCUCGCUCAUCAGCAUCCGCAGCUCGCUCAACCGCUACCUCAACGAGCCGCCGCACUGCCGCACGCUGGACCUCACCAAGGACCCCGAGCUGCGCGGCGCCAACCUGGCGCUGGCCGCCGUGCUGCGCCGGCUGGAGGCGCAGGGCGCGGGCCCGGUGGUGCAGAAGCAGGCCAUCACGCGCGCCGACCUGCGCCGCCUCUACGCGUCCGCCGCGCUGGCCGCCGGCACGCCCUUCGGGCUGCUCAACAAGGUCUGGUUCGAGACCUGCAUGUACUUCUGCACGCGCGGCCGCGAGAACCAGCGCGAGCUGCAGGAGGGCUCCUUCGGGCUGGCGGCCGACGAGGACGGGCGCCGCUUCGUGUACUUCCGCGCGCAGGGGCCCUACCACAAGUCGCGCUCGUCGUCCUGGGGCCGCAAGCGCGCCGAGGCGGGCGAUGAGGACAGCCUGCCGCGCAUGUACGAGACGGGCACGGAGCUGUGCCCCUACGCCAGCUUCGUCAAGUACCUGGCCAAGCGCAACCCGCUGUGCCGCGCCUUCUUCCAGCGGCCGCGCGACCACUGCGGCGAGGCGGACGCCACCUGGUACGAGAACAAGGCCAUCGGCAAGAACCUGCUGGGCACGCGCAUGCAGAUGCUGUCCAAGGCGGCCAAGCUGUCCAAGACCUACACCAACCACUGCAUCGGCGCCGUGUCCAUCGCCACGCUCCACAGCAUCGCGGGCAUCGGCACCCGGCCGGGCGCGCCGGCCGCGGGGCACGGCUGCUGCGCCCCCCACGCCGCCGCCCACUGCGCCGCCGCCGCCGCCGAGGCGCUGAACGGGGCGGCCCGCCACCCCGCCCACCUCCACCUCCAGCACCCGCGCCCCCCGCCAGGGGACCCCUACGCGCUCCCCAAGGACGGCCUGGCCGCGCCCCCCGACGUGAAGCCCGAGGCGGCGGCGCCCAAGCGCGCGGCGCUGUACGAGGCGGCGGCGGCGGCGCCCGGGGACCCCCGCGGCCCCUCUCCGCCCAAGAGACUGUGCCUGCGGCCCCCGGAGCCCGACGCCGCGGCGGGGGUGGCCGUGAAGCGCGACCCCCUGCCGCUCCUCCCCGAGGCCGCCGGGCCCCGAGGCGCCGGCUCGCCCUCCGCGGCCCCGCCGCCCGCCGCGCCGCCCGCCCAGGACAGCCGGCCCAGUAUGUCCAGACCCCUGAUCACCAGAUCGCCCGCGUCUCCGCUCAACAGCCAAGGCAUCCCGACGCCCGCCCAGCUCACCAAGUCCAACGCGCCCGUGCACAUCGACGUGGGCGGCCACAUGUACACCAGCAGCCUGGCCACGCUCACCAAGUACCCCGAGUCCAGGAUCGGGAGGCUCUUCGACGGGACGGAGCCCAUCGUGCUGGACAGCCUCAAGCAGCACUACUUCAUCGACAGAGACGGGCAGAUGUUCAGAUACAUCCUGAACUUCCUGCGGACGUCCAAGCUCCUCCUCCCCGACGAUUUCAAGGACUACACGCUGCUGUACGAAGAGGCCAGGUAUUUCCAGCUGCAGCCCAUGCUGCUGGAGCUGGAGCGCUGGAAGCAGGACAGGGAGGCGGGCCGCAUCUGCAGGCCCUGCGAGUGCCUCGUGGUGCGGGUGGCCCCCGACCUGGGGGAGCGGAUCACGCUCAGCGGGGACAAGUCCCUCAUCGAGGACGUGUUCCCCGAGAUCGGCGACGUGAUGUGCAACUCGGUCAAUGCGGGCUGGAACCACGACUCCACACACGUCAUCCGGUUCCCGCUCAACGGCUACUGCCACCUCAACUCCGUGCAGGUGCUGGAGCGGCUGCAGCAGCGGGGCUUCGAGCUGGUGGGCUCCUGCGGGGGCGGCGUGGACUCCUCCCAGUUCAGCGAGUUCGUGCUGAGGCGGGAGCUGCGGCGGCCGCCCCGCGGGCCCUCCGUCAUCCGGAUAAAGCAGGAGCCCCUGGACUGAGCGGCCCCGCGGACAGGAGGCACCCCCACGCCCGGCGGGCCGCACCCCGAGGAGGGAGCUCCUGUGCGGCCGGGACGUCCCGGACGAGCGGUGACUCAGAGACCGUUCUAUCCGUAGAGACCACGCUGUAUUCACAUGGGAGCAAUUGGAAUAGGUGAUAGCCUCCAGGUGUAAAAAUAUAUAAAUAUAUAUAUACGUCCAGAGGUAGGAAGCGCAAGGAAAAGGGAGGGGAGCUGCAGUCGGUGCCGUGACGGCGGGGGGUCCGGGCCCCGCGUCCGACGGGGAACCAGCCACGGCCGGGCCUCUCACAGCCGCCCGCCUGCGUUUCCCCUCUUCAUCCUUCUUCCUCUGUUUUCUUUUUUUCCAACACAACACCCGGCCUCCGCUCCUGGCAGCCGGGGGUCCUCGGGGCGGGCCGGAGGGUGUCGGCCCGGACGCCGGGCGCCCUCGAUGCAGAGUGGCCUGCUGGCCCCUCGCUCGCAGGUGUGGGCGCUUCUUGGUCCUCGGCCGAUCCGUUCCGCAAAGGGCCCAGAAUUAGUACUUGUUAGAGGCACACCGGUUUGAGUCUGCUGCUUUCCUACGGUUUUUCAAAUUUUAUAAUGUAUUAAAUACAAUAAACUCUGUUUAAAAAAGAA
This is a messenger RNA of Pipistrellus kuhlii (Kuhl's pipistrelle), 3449 nucleotides long. It is a transcript of the gene KCTD1, whose product is annotated as potassium channel tetramerization domain containing 1. Gene Ontology annotation, cellular component: nucleus. NCBI's taxonomy places the organism in Eukaryota, Metazoa, Chordata, Mammalia, Chiroptera, Vespertilionidae. The transcript is spliced from 5 exons. The coding region runs from base 133 to 2814 and encodes 893 amino acids. Gene Ontology annotation, biological process: negative regulation of DNA-templated transcription; protein homooligomerization. The record is from RefSeq and is a predicted model, not a curated record. Gene Ontology annotation, molecular function: transcription factor binding; transcription corepressor activity.